Messenger RNA from Aspergillus steynii IBT 23096, 1572 nucleotides. Its product is annotated as FAD binding domain-containing protein. The record is from RefSeq and is a predicted model, not a curated record. Gene Ontology annotation, molecular function: FAD binding. The coding region runs from base 1 to 1572 and encodes 523 amino acids. Lineage: Eukaryota; Fungi; Ascomycota; Eurotiomycetes; Eurotiales; Aspergillaceae. The transcript is spliced from 3 exons.
AUGAGGAACUUCAUUCUCCCGCUGGUUCUUUUGGUGGCCAGCUGUGAUGCUGGAAGAAACACCCCGGUAGUUCUCAAUGCUAGCAACAACAUCGCAACUUCAGAAGCAUGUAUCUCCCUCCACAGCCAAUAUCCAGCAUUGACGCUAUUUCCCAAUGAAACUGGAUUCGACUCACAAACACACGUAGAAUCAUGGUCAGCAGCUGCGUGGUUGACACCAGCUUGCGUCUUCACCCCUCUGAAGACCGAGCAUGUGUCUGUCGCAGUGAAAACCUUCGCUGAGAUGCGCGUUCCCUUUGCCAUCCGCGGAAGAGGAGGCAUGCCUAUCAGCGAUGCCGCGAACAGCAAUUCCUCCGGGGUGCUGAUCUCGAACUCGAACUUCACAACGCUCCGUCUCUCGAAAGAUCACUCGUAUAUCUCCGCGUCGCCAGGAAAUAUCUGGGAAAACGUGUAUAAGGCGCUCGAGCCAUACAAACUGGCUGCUGUUGGCGCGCGACUCGGCGUCGUCGGCGUGUCCGGAUUCACCCUCUGGGGCGGCGUUUCUUUCUUCGCAUAUAAACAUGGGCUUGCUUCGUCCAAUGUGCGCGCUUUCGAGUGUGUUCUGGGCGAUGGAACCAUCGUAGAAGCCACAGCCUGGAACCAACACUCUGACCUCUUCUGGGCCCUGAAAGGCGGAGGCAACAACUUCUGCUUCGUGACGCGUUUCGACUUCCAAACCCUGCCUGCAGCGACCAUCCACGUUGGAAGCACAUCAUAUAAUGCAUCUUCCGGUGACGCUUUCCUGGACAGCGUGUACAACUGGGCCGUAAACGGGUCCGCAGACACCAACUCAGCGGUGCUACCACUCGUGAACUUGGGAAACGGCGCCCCUUCACCAUCCUACUCGAGCACGCUCUUCUACAACGGCAACGACUCUUCGCCCGUGGCCCUGCGCAACUUCACCGAGCCUGCCAAGUCCAUGUCGCCGUUGUCGAACACCUUCCGCCGCCGAACCAUGUACAACUACACGCUGGAAACAGACGCACCGUUCAAAAUGGACCCCAGCCCGGCCCUGAACUACAGGCAGCGAUUCCACACCUUCAGCUUCCGAGUCGACCGCGAGGCCAUGCAGUAUAUUCACGACGUGUAUAUCGCAAGCGUGCAGCCACUUCUGAACAUCUCCGGCUUCUACACAGGCCUAGGUUACAACAUCAUCACGCCCGGUCUGAUCCGUCCCGGAAACGAGGCCGACGGCGGCAACCCCCAGGGCAUCGAUGAGGCCGAUUAUCCGGCCUUCUGGAUGGAGUCGAGUCUCUCGUGGUCUGAAGCCGCAGAUGAUGGCAGGAUUGAUGCCUUUGUGCGGAGCGUUGGCGCUAAUCUGACCACCUAUCUUGAGAAUAGGGGCCUGUUGACUCCGUUCUUGUACCCGAAUCAGGCCGACGAUACGCAGGCAGUUUUUGAUCAAUACCCUGCGAGAAAUGUGGCUUCGUUGAAGGAUGUAAGAGAUAAGUAUGAUUCUGCUGGUGUCUUUACGGAAUUGGUCCCUGGAGGGUUUAAACUGGCCCAUGCCACAUCUGCUCGAGGGCGUUCGUGA